Molecule: messenger RNA, 549 nt
Organism: Vanessa atalanta (red admiral)
Lineage: Eukaryota; Metazoa; Arthropoda; Insecta; Lepidoptera; Nymphalidae
Exons: 3
Coding region: 11-445 (144 amino acids)
Source: RefSeq, a predicted model, not a curated record
UAACGUCUAAAUGCGUCCGGUGUACAUUAGUAGUAAAAUGAAACCUAAAAUUAAUAAAAAGAAAGUAUCAAAAAGAAAAUCUAAGUUCUGUGGUCGUCCAGGUAUCCUCAAAUCUGAUAUUGAGAAAAUUAAUAAAAUUUUACGUAAUAGAAAAUUAGAGCUUGCAAGAGGCGGAGGGUCAUGGAAAGUAAUGCCUAAAGAUUCGUGUGAAGUUUACAGAGAACGACGUCAGCGGCAGCUUGGGCGCAAUCGACAAUCUAGCGAGAGAGAUAGUGAUAAAAAUUAUAAAAAAACCGAGAAAAAGAUACCUAAAAGGCCAUCAAGAAAAGGAAGAUCAAAUUACAAACCUGGGAAAGGAGGGCUUAAACGGAGGCAACGUUCAACGUGUUCCUGUUGCAGUUCUCAGACACAUGGUUCGUCCUCAACAGCAACAGACACAUCUUAGCCUAAUAGUUAUACAAGAACUUGUGGCUGAAGCUGAAUUAGUGGAUGAAGAUAUUUUCCUUUCUUUUUUAUGGAACUUUGUGAAAUUAUAAAAAUUAAAAUGGU